Messenger RNA from Tribolium madens (black flour beetle), 414 nucleotides. RefSeq lists its product as uncharacterized. Gene Ontology annotation, biological process: sensory perception of smell. Lineage: Eukaryota; Metazoa; Arthropoda; Insecta; Coleoptera; Tenebrionidae. The transcript has 7 exons. Gene Ontology annotation, molecular function: odorant binding. The record is from RefSeq and is a predicted model, not a curated record. Bases 1 to 414 code for a protein of 137 amino acids.
AUGAUGUCUUUAAAAUACAUCAUCGUCUUUACAGUUUGUCCAUUAUUUGUUUUUGCAAAAAAAGUUGACAUUCCUCCAGACCUACAAGAAGAAAUUAAUAGGUAUUAUGAUACAUGUUUCAAACCAAUAGGUGUUACAACAGAUGACCUGAAAGCUUAUAAUGUAGGUGACAAAGACCCUAAAAUAAUGUGCUUCAUGAGAUGUGUUUUUAUUGAAGGCAACUGGAUGGAUGAAAACGAAAAUUUACAAUACGAUUACAUAAAAGACACAAUUCAUCAUGCUAUAAGGCACCUCACUCUGCCAGAAUUGGAAAACUGUGGAAAGAAAGCAGAAACCGGAGACAAGUGUGAAAAAUCAUUGAAUUUCUUUACUUGUAUGAACAAAGCUGAACCAGAAAACUGGGUUCUAGUUUAA